AUGAAUAAUAAUACUAAUAAUGGAUUAAAUGAUGAAGAAUUGCUAAGACUUAUAAAGUAAGAACUACAUUAUCCAAAUUCACCUGUUUAUGAUUAGAUAAGUGACUAAUAUUCUUCUGUAAGUGAUGAAGAGGAUAUCAUUAUCAGAGACCCAGCUUCUGAAAUAACUGAUGAAUCAAGCAAAUCUCAGUAAUUUGAAAAGAAACAAGCAAAAUGGAAAUAUUGUUGUCAAAAAUGUACAAAAUCUGACAAAGGGUCCCUUAAACCAAAGACUUGUGUAUGCAUAGUUCCAGCAUCAUAAAGAAGAAUCUAGAUUGGAGAAUAGGGAUGUCUCUCUUGUCAUUGUACAGGAUGUUCAAUAGAGGAUGAAAAGAAAAAACAAAAAAAGAUCAAGAAGAAAAGAAAAUCAUCUUCUGUUUCCAGUUCGGAUGAGUCUUCAGAAUUCAAAACUGUAAAUGGAUGUUGCAAGAAAUGCAUGAAAGCCUUUUCCAAAAUGGGUAAAGAAGCUAAAUCUUGUUUAUGUCAAGUUCCAAGGGCUGUUCGAAAGAAACCUUUACCUGCACAUGGUUGUCAGUAUUGUGGAUGCCAUGGAUGCAAUCCUGAGGAUAAGAAAAAAGAGAAGGUAAAGAAAAAUAGUCGACAGCUUUCUCCAGUUUCGAAUGAAGCGAAUGAGUAGAAUCUCAAUAAUUUUCAAAAUGCUCCUUUAAUAUAAUGGCUUAAUGCAUAAAAUCUCAACCCAGGCAUUUUAGGAAUUGGAAUACCGUAAAGGACAUACUCAUAUAUUUAUGGGAAGGAAUAAGGACGUUGA
Messenger RNA from Paramecium tetraurelia, 807 nucleotides. RefSeq lists its product as uncharacterized. The record is from RefSeq and is a predicted model, not a curated record. The transcript is spliced from 5 exons. Lineage: Eukaryota; Ciliophora; Oligohymenophorea; Peniculida; Parameciidae.